This is a messenger RNA of Pestalotiopsis fici W106-1, 603 nucleotides long. RefSeq lists its product as uncharacterized. Bases 1 to 603 code for a protein of 200 amino acids. Lineage: Eukaryota; Fungi; Ascomycota; Sordariomycetes; Amphisphaeriales; Sporocadaceae. The transcript has 3 exons. The record is from RefSeq and is a predicted model, not a curated record. Gene Ontology annotation, biological process: mycotoxin biosynthetic process.
AUGUUGAAGUACGUGUAUAUGGCCUGCGCGCUUGGCGCCUCCAUCAUCUUCCUGUGGCUGUCUCUGACUGGCCCACCGCCACCAAUUGCUCACCAUACCUAUUUGCCCGAAGUGGAAGCAAGACCACGCUUUCUACUUGGAAAUGUGACAUACCGACACUUUGACGACACAGCCGAGCGUCUUUGGGACGAGCUGGUCCCUUCUAACAAUGGUGCCGUCCUCGCCACCAACAUAACCAGUGGUUUUCACUUCUGGGCGAUUCCCGCAAUGUUCCACCAGCUCCGUUGCCUGCGCGAGAUUCGGCAAGAAUUCAUCGCGCUUAGCAGAUCUGGAGCAGAGGCGCGCAGGUUCAUGUCUGAUCGGGGUCCCGGAUCCUCGUACGCAAACGUGUCGUACUGCUUUGACUACGUCCGUCAGAGCAUUCUCUGCCAUGCAGAUACGACGUUGCACCCGGUCGCGCAACUCACUCCAGAACAGAAAAUCAUUGACGGAAAUGCCUUGUGGCACAUGUGCAAGGAUGAUUCAAUCCUGUACCAAUGGGCACAAACGUCUGGAAUGCCUCACCAGGACUAUCUAAUUCGUGAACACCCGAUUUCCGGAUGA